Messenger RNA from Xylona heveae TC161, 1876 nucleotides. Its product is annotated as UTP--glucose-1-phosphate uridylyltransferase. The record is from RefSeq and is a predicted model, not a curated record. Gene Ontology annotation, cellular component: cytoplasm. Gene Ontology annotation, molecular function: UTP:glucose-1-phosphate uridylyltransferase activity. Gene Ontology annotation, biological process: glycogen metabolic process; UDP-alpha-D-glucose metabolic process. Bases 154 to 1731 code for a protein of 525 amino acids. The transcript has 3 exons. NCBI's taxonomy places the organism in Eukaryota, Fungi, Ascomycota, Xylonomycetes, Xylonales, Xylonaceae.
CUCCUCCGUUGAGCAACUCGGUUUUCCCAUACUUUUCAUCUCCAAGCGUAUUCAUUCUCUUUCCAUCUUCUCUUUGGUUGAGACGACAGAUCUUGUCUUAACCUUGUUUUCUUUUUCGAUAAUACUUUAUUUUACAAUUUAAUAUUUGAAAUAAUGGCCGACGUCACUUCCAAGCUCAAGGAGGCUCUCCCUCAGCACCUGAAGCCCUCCAACGGUGCUGAUGGCGCUUUCCCCAAGAAGCACCACGGGAAGUCCCAGUCUCACAUGGCCUUUGAGAACACCUCGACCAGCGUUGCUGCCAGCCAGAUGCGCAAUGCUCUGAACGCGCUCACCGACACCGUCAAGGACCCCGAGGAGAAGAAGCGUUUUGAGACUGAGAUGGACAACUUCUUUGCUCUCUUCCGCCGCUACCUCAACGACAAGGCCAAGGGCAACCAGGUUUCUUGGGACCGCAUCGCUCCCCCUAACCCCCAGCAGGUCCAGGACUACAACACUCUUCCCGAGGGCAAUGCUGUUGAGUUCCUCAACAAGCUUGCCGUCUUGAAGCUCAACGGUGGUCUUGGUACCUCGAUGGGUUGCGUCGGCCCCAAGUCCGUCAUUGAGGUCCGUGACGGCAUGUCGUUCCUUGACCUCUCUGUCCGCCAGAUUGAGUACCUCAACCGCACCUACAAUGUCAACGUUCCCUUCAUCUUGAUGAACUCGUUCAACACCGACUCCGACACCAAGAACAUCAUCAAGAAGUACGAGGGUCACAAUGUUGACAUCAUGACCUUCAACCAGUCGCGGUACCCCCGUGUCUUGAAGGACUCCCUCCUCCCCGCUCCCAAGAGCUACGACUCCCAGAUCUCUGACUGGUACCCCCCUGGCCACGGUGACGUCUUUGAGUCUCUGUACAACUCUGGCAUUCUCGACCAGCUCAUUGAGCGUGGUGUUGAGAUUAUUUUCCUCUCCAACGCUGACAACCUCGGCGCUGUCGUCGACCUCCGCAUUCUGCAGCACAUGGUUGAGUCCAAGGCUGAGUACAUUAUGGAGUUGACCGACAAGACCAAGGCCGACGUCAAGGGUGGUACCAUUAUCGACUACGAGGACUCUGUCCGUCUUCUUGAGAUUGCCCAGGUGGCCAAGGAGCACGUCAACGAGUUCAAGUCGAUUAAGAAGUUCAAGUACUUCAACACCAACAACAUCUGGCUCAACGCCAAGGCUAUCAAGCGUGUUGUUGAGAACAAUGAGCUCGAGAUGGAGAUUAUCCCCAACAACAAGUCCAUCCCCGCCGACAAGAAGGGCGAGUCGGAUCUCUCCAUUGUCCAGCUCGAGACUGCUGUCGGUGCCGCUAUCCGCCACUUUGGCAACGCCCACGGUGUCAACGUGCCCCGUCGCCGCUUCUUGCCCGUCAAGACCUGCUCCGACCUUAUGCUCGUCAAGUCUGACCUCUACACUCUUCAGCACGGUCAGCUCGUCAUUGACCCCAACCGUUUCGGUCCUGCUCCCUUGAUCAAGCUCGGCAACGACUUCAAGAAGGUCAGCGACUUCCAGAAGCACAUCCCCAGCAUCCCCAAGAUUGUCGAGCUCGACCACUUGACCAUUACCGGUGCCGUCAACCUCGGUAGCAAUGUCACCAUGAAGGGUACCGUCAUCAUUGUUGCUACUGAGGGCAGCACGAUCGAUGUUCCCCCGGGAUCCGUCCUUGAGAACGUUGUCGUCCAGGGUAGCUUGAGACUCUUGGAGCACUAAAUGCGUCGUCUUUUUUUGUUUCUGUCUCUCUCAUAAAGGUUGUCAAUGUAGCCAAGUGGCUGUGACGUGUCACAUACCAAUUAUCUGGUUCUCACGAGCAGCUGUUGGUUUACUUGCAACCGCUGGCGCGGGGUUUGAAAGGGCU